Caenorhabditis bovis is the source of this 1452-nucleotide messenger RNA. The record is from the annotation of a GenBank genome assembly. Lineage: Eukaryota; Metazoa; Nematoda; Chromadorea; Rhabditida; Rhabditidae.
AUGUCGCAGGUGCAGAGCGACUUUAAUGUCAGAGUUGCCAAGAAUAACGACGCUAUACGAUACUCGGUUCUCAAUUUCAAUGGGCUUGAUAAAGUGGAUACGGGAAAAUGGACGGUUGAGAGUCAGGUGACGAUGGAGCGAGAAGACAACCGGAAUGUGGUGAUGGCGUCGCAAGCGGUUCAGGAAUACGGCGAAGGUUCCGAGUACGGAAAAGCGGCUAGGGAGGAGGCCCGACGGAAGAAGUAUGGUCGGCAAUCGAAGAGCUACCACCUCGAUAAUCAGCCGUGGAAGUUGUCGUUUACAGAGCAAGACGGUAGACAUCGACGAAUGCGCGGAAUUCGUGAAGGCGGCGCCGUUGAGCAUGCCGAUUAUUGGGUUUUUCUGAAACCAUCGCAAUCGAGCGAGUUUCAAGCUUAUAAGGUUGAUGAAUGGCACAAAUUCCUGCCGGCGAUCACCCAUCGCACGUUAGACAUUGAUCAAGCUGAGGAGAAAUUCUUACAGCGAAACAAAGUUAUGAAUCAAUUUGCGUUGAAAGCCGCCAUACAGAAUCAAUUGAAUGCCGCCGAAGACGAAGAAGGCGUCGAUCGGCUUGACAAAUCGCUGAAAAUUCGUGAUGAAGCCAGCUCGGACGAAUCGGACGACGAACGCGACGACGGCGAUGAUGAUGGUGAGAAGAAGAAGCGCAAGAAGAAGAAGGGAGAGGCGAAGCCGAAGAAGGACAAGAGGCAGCGGGUCGAGAAUCCCGAUGAAGUUGCUAAAUACGAAUCUUCUGAUGGCGAAGAUGAGGGUAGGGAAUAUGAUUAUAUUUCGGACAGUGGAUCCGAUUCAGACCGUGAAACGGUGCCGUCCGACGAGAAAAUCGAGAAGCAAUUGGUCGGCGUCGCCGAGGAAGAAGGAGCUCGAAUUCCGAAUGGAUUGGAUUCGGAUGAGAGCGACUCGGAUGAAGAUUUUACUAAAAAAUUGCUUAAAAAUGAUGAUGAGAAGAAGAAAAAGAGCGAUUUGCUUGAUAUCGAGGAGCGCGAUUCGUCGGGAUCGGAUUCCGAUGAUCCGGAUACGGAUAAAAUCGAUUCGGUCGUCUUUUUGCCGAAGAAGGAGGAGCCGAAAGAGGAGCCGAUGCCGAUGGCCAACGACAAUUCGGGAGCCAAGAAGCGGCCGGCGCCGGAGAGCUCGAAAGAGGAUGAGCUGAAGCCGUCGGAUCCGAAAAAAGCGAAAACCGCGGAGAAAUUUGUGGAAGGCCUCAACGAGGAGACGGUUCGACGGUAUUUGCGCCGAAAGCCGCACACCACCAAAGAGCUCUUGCAUAAAAUGAAAGGGAAAUGCGGCGAGAUGAGCAAAUCGGAAGUGGUGACGCGCCUCGCCGCCAUCCUUCGAGCCAUCGAUCCGCAUCAAUUCAAGCAGAUUCAAGGAAAGAAGGAGGUGUUGUUCUUCUCGCUUACAAACACCGUUGCCUGA